Messenger RNA from Pelobates fuscus (common spadefoot toad), 900 nucleotides. Its product is annotated as olfactory receptor 5AR1-like. Gene Ontology annotation, cellular component: membrane. The record is from RefSeq and is a predicted model, not a curated record. Gene Ontology annotation, biological process: G protein-coupled receptor signaling pathway. The coding region runs from base 1 to 900 and encodes 299 amino acids. Lineage: Eukaryota; Metazoa; Chordata; Amphibia; Anura; Pelobatidae. The transcript has a single exon. Gene Ontology annotation, molecular function: olfactory receptor activity; odorant binding; G protein-coupled receptor activity.
AUGCAAGGAUUUUCAGAUUCACCAGAGUUUCAAUUUCCUCUAUUCAUUAUAUUUUUAUUUGUUUAUCUUGCUAUUGUAAUAAGUAAUCUCACCAUUGUUGCAUCUAUAGUUUUGUACUCUCAUUUACAUACACCUAUGUACAUCUUCUUAUGUACCCUAUCAGCCAUUGAUAUCGCUUACACCUCGACCAUUUUACUCAAACUGUUGGCCAUGCUCUUCACACAACGUAAAACCAUAUCCUUUGUAGGGUGCAUCAUGCAGAUGUAUUUCUUCAUGGUGUUUGUUUGCUCAGAAUUCUUACUACUAUCUAUAAUGGCUUAUGAUCGCUAUGUAGCAAUUUGCCUCCCUCUUCGUUAUUCUCUACUGAUGAGUACCAAGAUGUGUGCAUAUCUAAUACUAGGAGACGUGAUCGGUAGCUUAUCAGAUCCAAUUCUGCACACAGUUUUAAUUUCUAAGUUGUCCUUCUGUUCAUCUCACCACAUUGACCAUUUCUUUUGUGAUAUUUCUCCAUUGCUUAAACUUUCCUGCAAUGAUACAUCUUAUAUCGAGAUGUGGACCUACAUAAUCGCAGUUGUAAUAGGAUUGAGUUCAUUAACACUUACAAUAGCGUCAUAUGUCUUUAUUAUCUCUUCUAUCCUAAAUAUUAAGUCAAAAACUGGUCGACAUAAAGCCUUUUCUACUUGCGCCUCCCACAUGACGUGCAUUUUCAUCUUUUAUGGAACAAUCAUCUGUUUGCAUAUGAGGCCCAUAUCUAUGUAUUAUCCAGGACAGGACAAGUUUUUUGCUCUACUAUACGUUAUACUUAUCCCAUUACUGAAUCCUCUUAUUUACACUCUGAAGAAUAAGGACUUUAAUAAAGUUUUUAAACAAAUCAAGCUUUAUUCAAAUCCUAAACAUUAA